AUGAGCAAGCGUGUGACCGACGAGCUAGGUGCAAAGGACAUGGACAUUACAAGCGUGCCUUCAUCGCACCAUCAUUCCGAGAACUUGCCAUAUGUUCACAAGGUGGGAAUAGCUGCUAAGCAGAACCUUUUUGAGGAGUUCACAACAACUCUCAAGGAAACCUUCUUUCCAGAUGAUCCAUUGCGCCCUUUCAAGGACCAACCAAAGUCGCGAAAACUAGUCCUUGGCCUUCAGACUAUUUUUCCUAUACUCAACUGGGGUCGAGACUAUAGUCUUUCCAAGUUUAAAGGCGACCUCAUUGCUGGACUCACUAUUGCCAGUCUCUGCAUUCCUCAGUUUAAAGGCGACCUCAUUGCUGGACUCACGAUUGCCAGUCUCUGCAUUCCUCAGGAUAUUGGAUAUGCAAACCUUGCAAAUCUGGCUCCUCAAUAUGGAUUAUACAGUAGCUUUGUUCCGCCUCUGAUUUAUGCCUUCAUGGGAAGCUCGAGAGAUAUUGCCAUUGGACCUGUGGCUGUGGUGUCUCUCUUGCUUGGAUCUCUGCUGCGGGAUGAGUUUGAUCCCAUUAACCAGAAACUAGAAUAUCAGCGUCUCGCAUUCACUGCAACAUUUUUUGCUGGAAUCACUCAAGUGACACUUGGUUUUUUCAGAUUGGGUUUCUUGAUUGAUUUCCUAUCCCAUGCUGCCAUCGUUGGGUUCAUGGCUGGAGCUGCAAUAACUAUUGGCCUUCAACAGCUUAAAGGUUUACUUGGCAUACAUACUUUCACAAAAAAGACUGAUAUUGUCUCUGAUAUUGGAUAUGCAAACCUUGCAAAUCUGGCUCCUCAAUAUGGAUUAUACAGUAGCUUUGUUCCGCCUCUGAUUUAUGCCUUCAUGGGAAGCUCGAGAGAUAUUGCCAUUGGACCUGUGGCUGUGGUGUCUCUCUUGCUUGGAUCUCUGCUGCGGGAUGAGUUUGAUCCCAUUAACCAGAAACUAGAAUAUCAGCGUCUCGCAUUCACUGCAACAUUUUUUGCUGGAAUCACUCAAGCGACACUUGGUUUUUUCAGGUAUUUUGAUUCCUUACUACUCGCAAGUCAUAGAAAUAGCCAAUCCGCCUGCAGAGAUAAGACUGCACAUAUAACUGACUUUCUCCGAACUCUACAGUGA
Ilex paraguariensis (yerba mate) is the source of this 1143-nucleotide messenger RNA. Lineage: Eukaryota; Viridiplantae; Streptophyta; Magnoliopsida; Aquifoliales; Aquifoliaceae. The record is from the annotation of a GenBank genome assembly.